AUGCGAUCUGCAACUCUGCUAUGGUUCCUUGGUACCGCUCUGGCGGCGCCCUCCAAGGCAUGUGGCUCCUGCAAAGCCUACCCUGGGACAGAGGCUUGGCCCACGAGAAGCGAAUGGACAGCCUUGAAUGACACGAUAUCGGGUCGUCUCAUUCAGCCCAUAUUGCCUGGAGGUGUUUGUCACGAGGACCAACCUAAUUUCGACGAAGCAGAAUGUCCUACCCGUCAAAGCGAGUGGGCAUCCUACGAUUGGCACAGCACGGAUCCAGUGUCAGUGAUGUACGACAACGCUGCCAACUGGACGUGUCUGCCAGACCCCAAAGACCCCUGCACAGGCGAGGGUUACCCGGCCUAUGUCAUCAACGCAACGACGACAGAACAUGUCAAGGCUGGCGUGGACUUUGCGCGAGACAACAACAUCCGUCUGGUGGUCAAGGCGAGUGGCCACGACUUUCUCGGCCGAUCCGUUGCUCCUGGAUCACUCUCCAUAUGGAUGCACCAUUAUGACAAUGUCGAGUUCCACGCUGGCAGCUUCCAGCUGAACGGGACGGACUCUGUGUUCGAGGGAGACUCCAUCUCUUGCGGUGGCGGCACCAGCAUGUAUAGCCUCUAUCAGGAGACCGACAAGCAUAAUACGACCGUGGUCGGGGGUGGUGCCAAAAGUGUCAGUGUCGGUGGCUACAUCUCAGGAGGGGGCCACAGCAUGCUCUCUCCCGACUAUGGCCUGGCUGCCGAUAAUGUCAUUGAGAUGGAAGUCGUGACGCCCCUCGGGGAUGUCCUCGUUGCCAACAAGGAAUCAAACAACGACCUUUACUGGGCGCUCCUGGGCGGCGGCGGUUCGACCUUUGGCGUCGUGACUCGCUUCACGAUCAAGGCCCAUCCUACUCCGAAGAUGCAGUUCGUCACAUUCAUGGCAGCUACCAGCCCGAGCAACCCCAUGGCUGCCGACAUUGUGACUUUUCUCGCAAGUCAGUUUCCCGAUCUCAACGAUGCUGGUUUGCGCGGCUAUGGCUUCAUGACCAUGACUGGAUUCGACACGGGCGUCGAGGGUGUGCCCACAGAAUGGGCAGGCAUUUCGGGCGCCUUCACGGUGGUCAAUCAGUCAGUGGAGUACACCGAGAGUCUGUUCACAGAGUUGAACAAUACGCUCCUGGAAAGGUCCAACGGCACAGGCUCCGUGACUAUCCUACCCGUUCGGACGUACAACACCUUCAUGGAGUACUUUGACGAGAGGUUCGAUGCAGGCAACGCCGGGUCUACCGCACUUUUGAAGUCUCGCCUUCUAGAUCGGCGGGUCUUGACCAACGACCUAGAUGCGCUGAAGGCGGCGCUGAUGGCAGUGAUAAAUGUUCGCGGUUUAAUGCAUUUCUAUCCCCUUGCCGGCAAGGCCGUUCAUGAGGCUGCCAACGGUGGUCGUGACAACUCUGUCAACCCUGGGUGGCGCAGUGCUUACGUCCACGCAUUGACCUCCAUGGGUUUUGAGCCCUUCAACAGGACUGCCGAGAAGGAGGCCCAGGCUCUCCUGAAGGAGGCUUGGGAGCCCAUGGUGCAGCUGACGCCUGGUAUGGGGUCGUACAUCAACGAGGCCGCAUACUUUGAGGAGAAUCCCGCCGAAACCUUUUGGGGCGACAAUUAUGAACGUCUGCUCCAGAUCAAGCGCGAGGUUGACCCAAUGGACGUCAUGUGGUGCCCGUUCUGCGUUGGGCACGAGCACUGGGAGCAGCGGGAGAAUGGGCAGCUUUGCAGACUCGCGGGACCGAGUAGAAUGCGCUUUCGGGAGAACUGA
Emericellopsis atlantica is the source of this 1785-nucleotide messenger RNA. Its product is annotated as FAD binding domain-containing protein. The record is from RefSeq and is a predicted model, not a curated record. Gene Ontology annotation, molecular function: FAD binding; oxidoreductase activity. Lineage: Eukaryota; Fungi; Ascomycota; Sordariomycetes; Hypocreales; Bionectriaceae. The coding region runs from base 1 to 1785 and encodes 594 amino acids. The transcript is spliced from 4 exons.